Messenger RNA from Cutaneotrichosporon cavernicola, 3027 nucleotides. RefSeq lists its product as uncharacterized. The transcript is spliced from 5 exons. Bases 1 to 3027 code for a protein of 1008 amino acids. The record is from RefSeq and is a predicted model, not a curated record. Lineage: Eukaryota; Fungi; Basidiomycota; Tremellomycetes; Trichosporonales; Trichosporonaceae. Gene Ontology annotation, molecular function: lipid binding. Gene Ontology annotation, cellular component: endoplasmic reticulum.
AUGUGGGGGGUCAUCAAGUGGCUCAUUAGCUACAUCCUUGGCGGGAUCAGCUUCGUCGCCAUCCUCGUUGGCGCAGUCUGGUAUCUCACCUUGGUUUAUGGGUCGAUUCCCAUCGGGGACCCGGACAUUCUGAAGCGUGACAGGAUGAGGAUCGAGCAAGAAUCGCUCAAGGAAGCCGCGAAGCGCAACGGACCCCCCGACGACUUGAAAGUGUCGAUCCAAGGAUGGCUCACCGUCCGUCGGUCGUUCGGAAACACUACCGAAAAUGGCCAGGACGUCUUGACCAACAACCCGCCCGACGCUGUCGACAAUGUCAACGACCACCACAACCCAUCCAAGCUACCCGUCACGACGCGCAUCGCGCAGGUGUACCGCACCUAUCGCGAGGUCUCGACCAAGGCAGAAUUCCCGCAAGACACGUUAUUUGUGCGCCUUAGGGGCUCACUACUCUUCAUCGACCAGGUCAAGGACGAUUGCAAGAGCAAGGUUCAGCCGUUCGGGUCCGAUCCCGACCUUGAAUACUUGGAGAGCCUAGUCGUUCUCAACCUGGAGCGCUACAAGAUCACCAUCGAGACUCGGCAGGGCGCCGCAGGCUUAACCGAGGGCAAGCUGUUCAACAAGCGCUCCGCGCUGGUUCUCCGCCUCGUCGAUUCCGAUCCAUCUAAGGAGAAGGAAGGACUGCCGGGCAUGAGCUCGACCAGCAACCAGCUGACGCUUGACGAGGAGGUUGCCCCGUGGUUCCUCCAGUGCAAAACACCUGUUAAGACUGAGGACUGGUAUCUCAAAAUCCUCUCCAGGACCCACGCGCAUCCCUCGUACUCCACCGUGUGGUCGCAAGACCACAUGAAGUGGUUUAUCAAGUCGGUCCAGGAGGCGAGGGAGAGCGACCCUUCCAAUCUUGACUGGCUCAACGCCUUCGCUGGCCGCAUCUUCCUUGGCAUCACCCACACCUCGCUGGUUGAGCAAGCCAUUUGCGAUAGAGUCACCAAGAAGCUCACUGCUCUCUCCCAUCCAAUGAUUGGCCCGCUGGUGGCCACCGAGGCGAACUUGGGUCACAUUCCACCCACAUUCUCGCGCGUGAAGCUCAAGGAGCUUGGCCGCGAUGGCACCAUCUCGUUUCAAGCUCACAUGGACUACAGCCGGCCAGCUGGUUUGCAUGGCGACGGCAUUCGCAUCACUAUGGAAGCGCCCAAGAUCGGGUUCAAGGCCGUCCUGGCCAUUAUAAUCAAGAGCCUCUCCAGCGACGUCAAGGUCCUGAUCAAACCGCCUCCUAGUGACCGCAUCUGGUGGGCAUUCACGCGACCUCCCAAGAUGGACAUGGUCAUCGAGCCCGUUCUGGGAGCUCGUCAGCUCAACUGGAGCUGGAUACUUGCCUUCGUCGACAAGAAGAUCCGCGAUGCCAUGGUCGAGUCUGUUGUACUGCCCAACAUGGACGACUUGCCGUUCUUCAACACCAUGAACAUGCCUGUCCGCGGCGGCAUUUUCAACGUCGCGAGCAAGUACAAGGCUAACGCGGCCGAGGAGACUGGUUCCGACUCGGCGAGCAUCAGGUCGAACAAGUCGGACAAGUCCGUAAUGUCGGUACAGACCACGCACACCUCAAGCACGAUGGCGACGUCCGUGACGCAAAACAGCACCAGUAGCGCGCCAGCCGUGUCUUCUUCCAAGCAUCCUGGUCUCCGCUACAGGAACAACAGCGGUCCGCACACGGUUAACGAGGUGCUCGAGAGGAAGGGCCCCGGCCGUGCCAAUACUUCACCGUCGGUGACGCAACCGACGCGCAAGAAGGCAGCGUCGUCGUUCAGGGUGUCCAGUUCCUCCCGUCCGUCUUCGGUCCGCACUGACUCUGUUGCUACCGCUGCAACGGAUUCCACUUGGUCUGUCAGCGACAAGCCUCGAACCAACAGCACAGACUCCAGCUCUGCGCGUACAGCAGACUCGCCCGUGAACGAGGCGACCAAGUCUUCGCCAGCAUCCCUCGUCGAGCGCCCAGUCCUGUCCAUCCAGGAGACGAACGACACCCCGCGCAGCCUCACGCCCAACGAGAGAGAGAGUCUCUCUACCGAGGUAGAUCGCUCACAGGUGCCGGACCCAGGUACAGAGAAUGUCUCUGGAGGGGUUACGGGUGGCGUGACAACAACUUCUCUUAUGAAUGCUGUCCGUGCACGCGAUAAGGCUCAGCUCCAGACCCAAGCCAACAUUGCAAAGGAGGGCAUCAAGAAGUGGGGAGUUAACUUUGUCAACAACCGCCGGCGUCCAACGCCAGACACACAUCCUGACGAAGACGGUGGCGCGCAUGCACACCACACUUCGGCCUACUACGCCCCGUCGGCGGAAGAGAGAGAGCACCAGCAGCAGCACGCACUGCACCACUCCCCCCGUACCUCGCUGCAAGACCGACUCAACGCUGCAGCGCACGCCAACGCAGCCACAAGGCGGAGUGAUGCUUCAACGAAGUCGAGUACAGUGACUGCUGUCGCCUCUGUCGACUCGCAGGACAGUGUCUCAUCUCCGUCCUCCUCCACACCCGUUUCAGAUGGAAGUAUGCCAACCAAUGGGCCACUCAUCAAGGGCGUGCCUCGCCCGCUUCUUCCUCCACGUCCAGCAGAAUUGCACGGCACUUCGCCGCCAGCCUCAGUCCAACCUCCUGCGGCACGCAUGGUCGUCCCGUCCGUGCCUAAGCGAGCGGGAGUAGUCACAGGCAUCGGACACAACCCAGCAGCUACGUCCCCCGACGCAGUCAACCAGGUCAGCGCCGUUGCGGCCAAGCCCAGCCGCUGGGAGGGCGCGGACUCGGAAUCGGGGCGCGUCAAGUCGGCCCCGCCUGACCCCGAGGUCGCGGCGUACCGGGCACUCACUCCCCAGCCCGCGGUCACCGCAAGGUCUGUCACAGCACGUAUCGCUAGCGCGGAUGGCCAGUCGCCGGCACGCCAGUCACUCCUUGGACAUGUUCGCAGCACUAGCAACAGCAACAGCACUGGUACAAGUAACGGGAACAGUAACGGCAACGAUAACUUGGACGCAUAG